UGUGUGUUGCAGUUAAAUCGGUCCGUGUCCAUAUGUGGGUGAAAGGUCUGGCGGUUAGAUAGCUACUCAUUUCCAAUCAUUCCUCACGUACCUGUGGCCGAUCAGCGGAAAGUCAAAAUGUCAAAACAGCCGCAGCCGAUCAGCCCAAUGAAGAACUUCUUCGCUGGAGGUUUCGGUGGCGUCUGCCUCGUCUUUGCUGGUCAUCCACUCGACACCAUAAAAGUGCGUCUACAGACUCAGCCAAAGCCUAAACCAGGAGAGAGCCUCCAGUAUGCUGGGACCAUUGAUUGUUUCAAGAAGACCUUAGCUAAAGAGGGAGUAAAGGGGCUCUAUAAAGGCAUGGCAGCCCCAAUCAUUGGAGUCACGCCCAUGUUUGCCGUCUGUUUCUUUGGCUUUGGUUUGGGCAAGAAACUGCAGCAGAAAAGCCCCGAUGACAUCCUCACGUAUCCACAGCUCUUUGCUGCAGGCAUGUUAUCCGGUGUCUUCACCACAGCCAUCAUGACUCCAGGCGAGCGCAUCAAAUGUCUACUGCAGAUCCAGGCUUCAUCUGGAAAAGUGAAGUACAACGGGCCGAUGGAUUGUGUCAAGCAGCUCUACAGGGAGUCUGGCAUCAGAGGAAUCUACAAAGGCACCGCGCUGACUCUCAUGAGAGACGUUCCUGCGAGCGGUAUGUACUUCAUGUCAUACGAGUGGUUAAAGAAUCUCCUCACGCCGCCGGGAAAGAGUCAUAACGAACUCAGUAUUCCCAGCGUGCUUUUCGCAGGAGGGAUGGCAGGAAUAUUUAACUGGGCCGUGGCAAUUCCCCCCGAUGUGCUCAAGUCUCGAUUUCAAACAGCUCCUGAAGGAAAGUAUCCCAAUGGCUUCCGGGAUGUUCUACGCGAGCUGAUCCGAGAGGAGGGCAUAGGCUCCUUGUACAAAGGUUUCAACGCUGUCAUGCUUCGAGCUUUUCCCGCAAAUGCUGCUUGCUUCUUGGGAUUCGAACUGGCAAUGAAAUUCCUGAACUGGCUGGCACCAAACCUGUGAUGAAAGUGAUAGUGCAUUAUGACAUACACACACACACACUUGGACUAUAUGAUUUUAUGGACUAUGAUUUUAACAAAUUUCCAAUUCACUACUUGAUUUUGUCUGAAAACUUGGCAUUUGAAGCAUAUUGUAUUUCCUCAAAUAGUGGCCUCCACGCUAAUUGAUGUUAAAUAAUAUCUUGAUUUGUCAUCUACUUGAAACUAAAACGUUCUUUUCCUUUGUUAGAAGCACCUUUUUACCCCUUUUGGGGAAACAAGCAACUAUAAUUAACACAACAGCAACACCGGGCAAAGAACAUCAUUUCAUACUGAAGAUGAUAAUGCGCUAAACAUGCAUGUUGUCGUUUCUUGCCACCUCUGCUCUCACUCCACAAUGCCAUUUUACAGGGAAUUACUUUGGCUAGUCUGUAUACUUCCAGCUUGCCUGUUUUCUUCAGUUAAUCUUUUUUUUUUUUUUUUUAAUUAUCCAACAUCACUUGCCUUACAGUAAAUAUUGAAGUAUAUAUUCUUUUAAACAUUCGUUUUUCAAAUCAUAAUGAAGUAAUCAUGACUAUUUGUGUGAGCUUGCCCUGAUGCAUUUUAGAAUAACUUGUCUACUUGUCUGCAACUGGCAGAGGUUGAUUAAAAGCGGGCUCAACCAGUUUGCAGUGGAAAGAAGCAAUGAAUGAUGCCAACUAUGACAAGUUGAGCUAUGGCAAGCAGAAUUAACAUUUCAAAGCUAAAUUUGACAAUCCGGAAAUAACAUUGUAGAAUAUCUACAGUGACGUUCUGAGUCUAUGUAUAGUAACAUUUUUAAGUGCUAUCUGUAACUUAAGCAAAGCUAAAUUACAGGUAACUGCAAGACAUUCAGUCUGGCUGUUGAACAUUUAAAAAAACUUGCCAUACAUCCAUACUAUUAUAAUCAGAGGUGGGUAGUAACACGUUAAAUUUACUAAAGUAACAUUUUGAAAAAAAUUGACUUCUUAGAGUAGUUUCACCUAUCAAUACUUUUUACUUGGGUAGAUUUGUGAAGAAGAAACACUACUCUUACUCUGCUACCUUGAGCUACACUAGAGUUGUUACAUUUUUCCUCUUUACAUAUUGACUUUAUUCUUGACAUUUUAGCUGUUUUAGUUUCACCAAUGAGACUCGCAACAAUAACCACAUGACUCCAUUAUACCAAACAAAGGUAACAAUGUUUUUCUCCACUAGAGGGCACUCAUGCGCUUUGGACAGGUGAUGUUUCACUUUGUUUUUCUGGUCUGAAUUUGAUGAUUUUUGUGCCUUUUUGGGGCCUAAUAUGGCCAUGUAAUAGGUUAUAGUACAUAAUAAAAAUAACAGUUUAUAUAGAUGAAAGUUGCGAUGGGGAAAAAGCCUACCUUAUAAUACCUUUAAAAAAAAAAAAAAAAAAAAAAACUGACAUUGUAAGCAGUUA
This is a messenger RNA of Corythoichthys intestinalis (scribbled pipefish), 2436 nucleotides long. It is a transcript of the gene slc25a20, whose product is annotated as solute carrier family 25 member 20. Gene Ontology annotation, biological process: carnitine transmembrane transport; mitochondrial transport. Gene Ontology annotation, cellular component: mitochondrial envelope. Gene Ontology annotation, molecular function: O-acyl-L-carnitine transmembrane transporter activity. The transcript is spliced from 10 exons. Bases 118 to 1023 code for a protein of 301 amino acids. NCBI's taxonomy places the organism in Eukaryota, Metazoa, Chordata, Actinopteri, Syngnathiformes, Syngnathidae. The record is from RefSeq and is a predicted model, not a curated record.